Messenger RNA from Olea europaea var. sylvestris, 792 nucleotides. Its product is annotated as zinc finger CCCH domain-containing protein 3. The transcript has 5 exons. Gene Ontology annotation, molecular function: zinc ion binding; nucleic acid binding. Gene Ontology annotation, cellular component: U12-type spliceosomal complex. The coding region runs from base 47 to 514 and encodes 155 amino acids. The record is from RefSeq and is a predicted model, not a curated record. NCBI's taxonomy places the organism in Eukaryota, Viridiplantae, Streptophyta, Magnoliopsida, Lamiales, Oleaceae.
AAGGCUAUUUUUAAAUUUGCUACCCGAUCGAUCGAGACGGAGAGAGAUGCCGCUGGGGAAAUAUUACUGCGAUUACUGCGACAAGCAAUUCCAAGACACCCCCUUCGCACGGCGGCGCCAUAUCCAAGGCGUUCACCACCAGAGAGCCAAAGCUCUAUGGUACGACUCCCUGCGCUCCCAAAAUUUGGCUCAAAUUCAUGACCCAGACUCUGUUGGAAAAGGAGUUUGCAAUCGCUUUCUCCGUACGGGGUCGUGCCAAUACGGAGAUUCUUGCAAAUAUUAUCAUCCCAAACAGAAUGUCCCAAGCAUAAACACUCAAGGAUUAGCAGGGACGAGUUUCAUGAAAAAUGUUGGGCAGGAAGGUAUUUCUAGGACUCAGUUGGAUGGAGAAGCUUCUAUGCCUGCUACAAUGUUGAGAAAUCAAAUGGGAACUUCAGUCGGAAACUUACCUCCAUCUUUAUGGCCUCCUCCGGAGGGUGGAUAUCCACCUCUCCCCUUUGUUGAUUGGGGAUAGGUUUGCCAUCUGAAAAUGUUUAUCUUGUUUUUCAGCCAUACCAGUAUCUAUAGGAGCGGCAAUUGUUGGAGAUUCAAGCGCCCAGUACAGAAUUGAUCUUGACUGUUUUAUCUAAGUGACUCGAUUUUAUCCCUCAUUGUAUCCUUCUAUAGUGUCGAUAGCUGCUACUAUAAAGCACAUCACUAAACUUGGAUAGGUUAAACAUGUUAAGUGGAUUGCGUGUAAUCUGUGUGCGCAUCUAUAUUAAGUUUUUAUUCAAGAUGCAUUCUCAUUUACAA